Messenger RNA from Racocetra fulgida, 1182 nucleotides. The record is from the annotation of a GenBank genome assembly. NCBI's taxonomy places the organism in Eukaryota, Fungi, Glomeromycota, Glomeromycetes, Diversisporales, Gigasporaceae.
AUGGCUCCUAAAAAAAAAUCCACAACUUCGUCUUCGAAAAAGCAGAAAUUAGCAGAUAACGGAGGAGAUCAAAGAAUUGAGCAACAAAUUGAGGAAAUUAUUAGCGAUGAAGAGGAUAAUUUAGAGGAUGAUUUUAGUCAUAAAAUAACUUCAGGUAUGCAUUAUGUGAGUGAUUUAAAAUAUAAUCUAUCUAAUGGUUUAUAUUUAAAUUUAGAUGGUUUAAAUUAUUCUGUCGAUGUUCAUGAUUCUGAUGACCUUAAUGAGUCAACAACCCAGAAGACUUCACAUACUGCAAUGCCUUCAACAUCUACAGGCAAGGAUAAUACGACAUCAACAACCAAGAAGACUUCACGUACUGCAACGUCUUCAACAUCUACAGGUGAGGUUCAUUAUUCUGAUUAUGGCAAUGAGUCAGCCAAGAAGACUUCACAUAUUGCAACAUCUUCGACAUCUAGAGGCCAGGGUACUGCAACAGUGCUAGCUUCACUUUCAAACUCUACGAACGAGAAUCCAACAAGAAACAUAUUAUAUACAGCAGCAUCAAGUUCAAGUGCAGAAAUGGUAACUUCGACAGCAACAUCACAUAAGGAUAGUGAAGAUGAUUUCGAAAGAUGUGAUGCAUUUACAGAACUUCAAAAUGCAUCAAAUGAGUUUGAAGUAGCUUUAUGGGUAGCUCAUCAUCCUAAUGUUUUAAGUUUAGCCAAUACUAUAUAUGGUGUGAUGAAAGCUAAGAUAACAGACAAUAAAGUAUCCUCAAAUACUACUAAUUCGUGCAAUACUAUAUUGAACCGUCCAGAAAUUAAUAAGUUCAACAAUUAUCGCAACAAGUUCCAUGUCGCAAUUUCAAGCCUUGCUGACGACUUUUCGGGAACAGAUGAACUGGAAGAAAUACCAUCAAUUGAUGAAUUGUCAGAUUUUGUAACUGAAGAUGUAUGGAGAUUAGUACUUCAACUGCAUUUGAAAGCCACUGAUUUACCAGCACUAAAGAAUGAACCAGAAAUGUAUAACAAGUUCAGCAUUUUUGUAUAUCAAGCAGUUAGAAAUGUUCUUAUUGCGCAAAAAAACAAAAAAGAUACUAAAAAUGCUAUUAGAAAAUGUGAUGAAAUCACUAUAGAUUUAAAAAUUCCAACUAAGGUUGGGAUAGUCAAAACAUUGCCGGUUAGAGAGCUUAUAAAUUUGUGA